This is a messenger RNA of Sinocyclocheilus anshuiensis, 363 nucleotides long. Its product is annotated as zinc finger protein GLIS2-like. The record is from RefSeq and is a predicted model, not a curated record. Lineage: Eukaryota; Metazoa; Chordata; Actinopteri; Cypriniformes; Cyprinidae. The transcript has 3 exons. Bases 1 to 363 code for a protein of 120 amino acids.
AUGGUUAAUCAUAGAUAUAAUGCAGCUGACAAGGACAUGUCAGAUUCUUCAUCGUCCAUGGUGGUAGAUCUGAGUCUGUCUCCAUCUUGCUCUCCCUCACCACCCUCUCCCAUAGACAGCGGCGCUAGCUGGAGCCCCACAGCGCCUCUUCUGGCCUCAGAAUCCGAAAGCACAACGUACCACGAGGACAGCGCCUCUCCUCCUCCAGGUUUCCAGUUCUUUCUGCCGAUUGGUGCAGAGGGUCCCCUGCGCCUGCCCUCCUCGAUGCUGAUUGGUCAGCACUCCCCUGAGCCCUUGAGUGAUGAACAGCUGUCCUGCCGCUGGCUAAAAGUGAGUGAGAGAAAGCUGGUAUUACUGUUUUGA